AUGCCUAGAUCGUGGAGAGGACUGGUUAAAAAGGAGUUUAGCCCCUUGUUUCCGGGCUUCAAGCUCGGAGAGAAGAAGGUCUACCUGCCGAACCAUACCAUCACCUUCAUUCGCAAAGACAGAGUCCCGCCCAACUGGGCCACUUUCCAGGUGCCCCUCACAUUCACGAAGCUCGACAUCCGCGACUACCUCUGGAACCUCUACAAAGUCCACACGACCGGGGUGCGCUCAUGGGUGGACUCGAGCAGCGCGGUCCGUAAGCCGCGCGGGGGCUACUACCGCCCGCAGCCCAAGAAGUUCAUGAUGGUCCAGCUGGUGAAGCCCUUUGUGUGGCCCGAGCCGCCCAAGAACCUCGAGCCGUGGAACAAGAAGCUGUGGCAGGCGCGUACGGACGCGGCGAACGAGCACUUCAAGAGCCAGGCCCACCUCCAGGCCGGCAACCUGCAUUACCCCAGCGAACUAGCCAUGACCAGCACGCCGCGGAAGCGGCUUGCGGAACAGGCGAAGGCACUGCUGAACGGAGAGAAGCAGUGGGUUGAGCCGGACAACUUGGACAGCAAGUGGGACAAGAUCGCGGAGGUGGCGAAGAGGGAGAGAGAGGCGAAGCAGCAGAAGUAUGACACGGAGAAAGAGGAGAGGCUGGGGACGGAGAAGCCGGCGAGGAGGGAGAAGAAGGCCCGUGAGAAGGAGGCCGGCGAGAAGGAGGCCGGUGAGAAGGAGGUAGAGAAACAAUGA
Molecule: messenger RNA, 735 nt
Organism: Colletotrichum gloeosporioides
Lineage: Eukaryota; Fungi; Ascomycota; Sordariomycetes; Glomerellales; Glomerellaceae
Exons: 2
Coding region: 1-735 (244 amino acids)
Biological process (GO): mitochondrial translation
Cellular component (GO): mitochondrial large ribosomal subunit; ribosome
Molecular function (GO): structural constituent of ribosome
Source: RefSeq, a predicted model, not a curated record